Phalaenopsis equestris is the source of this 2255-nucleotide messenger RNA. Its product is annotated as probable L-type lectin-domain containing receptor kinase S.5. The transcript has 5 exons. Bases 103 to 2148 code for a protein of 681 amino acids. Gene Ontology annotation, biological process: protein phosphorylation. Gene Ontology annotation, molecular function: carbohydrate binding; protein kinase activity; ATP binding. Gene Ontology annotation, cellular component: plasma membrane. Lineage: Eukaryota; Viridiplantae; Streptophyta; Magnoliopsida; Asparagales; Orchidaceae. The record is from RefSeq and is a predicted model, not a curated record.
UUGGUAGUCCGUACCCAUCUCUCUAAACCCACUUUUAAAAAGAACGCGAACAGCUCUGUCAUCCCGAACUCUCAAUCCCCUCAUUUCUCCAAUUGAAAGUCCAUGCGGCUCUUCUCCGUCAAUCUCCUCAUCCUCCUCUCCCUCUCCAACUCUCGCCUAUUCGCUUCUUCUUCCCCCUCCAACAACCUCUCCUUCUCUUUCUCCUCCUUUGAUCGAUCCAACCACAAUAACUUCAACUUCUCCAACGAUGCUGGCGUGAGUCAAGGCGCCCUCCAGGUAACCCCCGACACCUUCAACGACCUCAGCUAUCUCCUGACCCGCUCUGGCCGCAUCCUACUCUCCCGUUCCUUCCGACUCUGGGAAUCUAAUCGCACCGCCUCCUUCAACACAUCGUUCUCCAUAAAUAUCUACCGUCCAAGCAACGCCACCCUUCCUGGCGAGGGCUUGGCCUUCCUCAUCGCCCCCGACGCCCAUGGACCCCCACCCGGCAGCUACGGCGGCUUUCUUGGCCUCACCAACUCCACCACUGACGGCCGAUCGUCGAAUCGGAUCGUCGCCGUCGAGUUCGAUACUGUGAAGCAGAGGUACGAUAUCGACGACAAUCAUGUGGGGCUCGACAUUAAUGGGGUGGAUUCGGAGAUUUCGGCGUCAUUAACACCGUUUGGGAUCCAGAUAGCGCCGGUUGGGGCGGUGAAUAAUACUGUGUGGAUUGAUUAUGAUGGAAUAGGAGGGGGGAUUAUGGUUUUUAUGACUAGACAGGGUAAUCCGAAGCCCGAGACUCCGGUGCUUGCGGGGAAGGUAAAUCUCAGUGAUUAUGUGAAUCAGUACUCCUAUUUUGGGUUUGCUGCUUCGACCGGAGCGGUGAAUUACGAACUUAACUGCGUGUUGGACUGGAAUCUGACGGUGGAGAACCUGGAGGAGGAGAAGAAUGACAAUAAAGGAGAAGGAACAGGAUGGAAGGUGUCGGCUGGUAUAGCUGCCGGAGUAUUUGUUCUCGCGGUGGCGGCUGGGAUCGUGACGGCAUUAUGGUACUCAAAGCGGCGCAGGCAGAGGAAAAAUAAGGCGACGGUGGAUCCCAGCAUGUUAGCCGGAGCGCUGAAGAGCUUGCCGGGGAUGCCGAGGGAGUUCGAGUACAAGGAGCUGAGGAAGGCCACUAACGAUUUCGAUGAAAGGAGGAAGCUGGGUCAGGGUGGGUUUGGCAUUGUGUACAAGGGGGUGAUCGCCGGCGAGGGGACGGAGGUUGCGGUGAAAAAAUUCUCAAGGGAGGAUAAUAUGAACAGCCAGGAUGACUUUCUCAAGGAGCUCACAGUUAUCAACCGACUCCGUCACAAGCAUCUUGUUCGCCUACUCGGUUGGUGCCACGAAAACGGCCUCCUCCUCCUCGUCUACGACUACAUGCCAAAGGGCAGCCUUGACCAGCACCUCUACGGCGGCGCCACCUCCGACCACUUUCUCCUUCCCUGGAACCGCCGCAUUCAGGUCGCCGCCGAUGUAGCUUCCGCUCUUCACUACCUUCACCACGAAUACGACGAGUGCGUCGUUCACCGCGACCUCAAAUCCUCCAACGUCAUGCUGGACUCCACCUUCCAUGCCCGCCUCGGCGACUUCGGCCUCGCUCGUGUUCUCGACACCGAUAAGACCUCUUACGCUGAGCUUGAUGCUGCCGGAGUACCCGGAACCCUCGGCUACAUUGCUCCUGAGUGCUUCCACACCGGCAAAGCCACCCGCGAGUCCGACCUCUUCGCCUUCGGAGCCCUUCUUCUAGAGCUCGUCUGCGGGCGCCGUCCACGCAGCACUGAUCUCCCCAGCUUCCACUUUCUCGUCGACUGGGUAUGGACUCUACAUCGAGAUGGAAGAAUUUUGGAAGCCGUGGAUGAGAAGCUGGAGGGGGAUUUUUUAGCCGAUGAGGCUCGCCGGAUGCUGCUGCUUGGUCUGGCAUGUAGCCAUCCCGUACCAGGAGAGAGGCCGAAAUCAGCGGCGAUUAUGCAGAUUUUGGCAGGAUUGAUGCCUUCGCCGGAAGUUCCGGCAUUUAGGCCGGCCUUUAUGUGGCCGGCGGCUGAGCCUGGAGAUGGAGGUGGCGGGUUGACGAGCAUGAGCUCGUUGAUGAUUUCGAGCUCGUUAUACGCCUCAUCGAGCAGCAAUUAUUAGGAACUGGCACGCUGACGUCUGAAAUUAUUGACUGAUCAAUGGCAGAUUAAGCAUUUUUUUAGGGGAAUUUACAUACAAUGCACCUAAUUUUUAUGCAUUUACUCAUC